Messenger RNA from Blastomyces dermatitidis ER-3, 2394 nucleotides. RefSeq names its product involucrin repeat protein. The coding region runs from base 1 to 2394 and encodes 797 amino acids. The transcript is spliced from 3 exons. The record is from RefSeq and is a predicted model, not a curated record. Lineage: Eukaryota; Fungi; Ascomycota; Eurotiomycetes; Onygenales; Ajellomycetaceae.
AUGAACAACAUGAACGGUGCGAGUAUUCGCUCCAGUCUCUCCUCCUAUGGGGAUCCGAAAUAUGCCUCCUCAAUCUCAGUGCUGGGGGUACUUCCUCCUCCUUCCAAGGCUCUCGUCGAUGGGUAUAGGAGUGGUCUUGACUCCAUUCAGGAUGAGAUCCCGCGAUACAAUCCGCUCAAUGCCUCUCACUCGAGAAGUUCAGUCCUUUUAAACGCGAACGAUCCGGUUGUUUUGCACCUCCUCACGGAGACCGCCAUAGGGGACAGUAUGCAUUUUGAGGUACUAUCCUUUGAAGAAGCGGAGGGCCUUAAAAAGGAGCUCCUACUACUCACAAACCGCAUUGAUUCCUCAAAGCGGAAAUUAGCCUUGGAAAUGAAACUACGGGAUGCAGCUCUAUCGCUCAGCAGGCUAUCAGAUGGCCAAUCGGGGCGCGACAGUGGGGAAAUGUACGGGGCACUUUCACCAAAGUCGGCACGUAAGCGCAUGAGUUUCCUUGACCGGAAUAGUUGGGGAGAACAGAACCGCUCGGACAGCGAGCUUGCUAUAAGCACGCGCAAAUGCGAAGAAUUAGCGCAGGAGCUUUGGAAGCUCGAACGCAGGGCCAGUGAGCUGAGGAGAAGGCUUUUAGAGCACACUGCGGGCGUGCUGCAAAUGACACAUAAAGGCCUUAAGAAAAGGCCAGCUGCGGGUAACAACCUUCCUCGAAGCCAGGACAUCGUGUAUGGCGCACGAGAUCAUAGUGCGCAUCCCGUUCCUCCCCACGAAUUUGAUAAUCGAAGCCUUUACUGGACUGCGGAUCAUCUCGAUGAAUAUGGAAGGCCUUAUGGCCCGGGGAAUAUGCCACGUUCACUAAACGAAGAAUCUAGAUCAAUUGAUAUGACAGUGAUACACAACACCGAGAAAAAACUGGAGGACCUAAGCAAUCGUUUACGCCAGAUGCUCUUACAAGCCAAUUCAGAUGAGGAUGUGGAUCCUGUACCCAAUUCCCGUGGCGGUGAAUCUAGAGAUCCCGUGGCUGGAAUGGAAGCGCACCUUGCGUACCUUGAACGCAAUUUAAGUUCCAUAGCACACCAACAACCCAAGGAACCGUCCCAAGAAUCAAAUGAGAUACCAGAAUUUGUGUAUGAUGCGGAAGAGAAACUGGAGCAGGUGAACCUACGGCUUGACAGCAUCCUCAAGACCUCUGGCUCCCACUCUCCCCUUACAUCAUUUCCACCAGGCCCCAGAAGAACUUUGCAGGAACAACUUGACUACCUUGAACCUAAUAUUGACAUCAUCCAGCAACGAGUGGAGAGCCUAGCCGAACAGAAAACCAUUCUCACAACUCAAAUACAACAACAAAGAGAACUCAAUUCGAAAUCAGAUGCAGAGAGAGAUGCCCAUUUUGCCGAACUCCAUGAACAGAUAGCUAUCCUAAAGAAGGAUUUAGAUAUUUCACAGAGAGAUGCUAGUGGCACUAGAGACGAGCUUACUUUGGUAAUGGAUCAACUUGACGCUGCUCGACAAGAAUCGAUGAUUCGGGAACAGCAGCGUACUGAAGAGGACGCGAAGGCCUUAUCCAGCGUGAAGGAAGCUAGGAUGAAAGCCGAGGAGGAGCUGUCCGCCAAAAACGACAUAAUCGCUCAGUUAGAAGGUUCUCUGCAGAAAGAGCGUGACGAGAAAGAGUCGAAAAGAAUGGAAGCCCUUGCAGCGAAAGAGUCCUCGGACAAAGCACUUCAAAAACUGCAGUCAGAAUACGACGAGCUCGAAAGUGAAAUGAUCCGUGUCCGAACGGAGCUCACAAUGGUGCAGGCAGAACUUGAUGGUGCCUACGGGAGCCGUGCUGAACGCGCAGCUCAAGUGGCAGCAAAUCCGGCGAUUCAAAAAGAAAUUGACGAUCUCAAUCAGCUCAAUAGGAGCCUCACAGAGGAAAUCUCCAUUCUUCGGGCGGAACAACUCAACAACAGCAAUGACGGUGAUGGAAAAUCUGGCCUCCAGACAAGAAUUCAGAUGCUGGAAAAGGAACUUAGAGAUACGAUUGACGAUUAUGAAGUAAUGACAAAGGCCAGCAUUGAGUUUGAGAAGGAGCGUGACAAACUCGAGACCUUCAUUGACAACCUUCGCGAUCGCUGUGAGAGCCUCGAGUCAAAGCUCUGUGAGGAACGAGUGCAAAACCUGGGGAAUAGUAGCCCUGGCUACGCGAACGGGUUUGACAGGGGCGCUUCCGAAACAACGUCCACCAUGGUGCUCAAAAAUGAAUUUAAGAAGAUGAUGCGCGAUACCCGGGCUGAAAAUAUGCGACUUCUAAAGGCUGAACAAGAAGAAAGACGGCGACUGGAAGCUUUGAUCCGAAACCUCCGGAAGGAGCAGAGCGUUGGAAAGUCGAACCUGAGCCAGAGCACCAUUUCAUCUUGA